Messenger RNA from Diorhabda carinulata, 565 nucleotides. RefSeq names its product brain protein I3. The transcript is spliced from 4 exons. The record is from RefSeq and is a predicted model, not a curated record. Bases 200 to 499 code for a protein of 99 amino acids. NCBI's taxonomy places the organism in Eukaryota, Metazoa, Arthropoda, Insecta, Coleoptera, Chrysomelidae.
AAAAGUACCAGUUGGUUAAAAUAUAAAGCACUUAUAAGUUACGAAAUGUAACGAUUUUUAACUAGUCCCAACUCUAAAUUGUAUACUGGUCGAGUUGCUGUUGCAGUCUCAUCGUUUUUUCUCACUUCGUCAGUGUUUUUGAUGGUGUCUAGAUUAUUUGCGUAUUUUUUUCUUGGAACGUACUAAAAAAAAGACAAAAAUGGAUCCAGAAAAAAGACGACCACCUCCUUACGAUGACGGCAGGAACCAACAGGCGAAUUUACAUUUGAAUCAACCUACAUUUGCUCCGAUGUCUGAACCAGCUUCUUCAAUCCAGACAACAGUUGUCGUCAAUCCUGGAGUACUAGAAGGAUGUCCAGUUUGCCAUAACAAAUCAUGGACAGGUACCUACUCAUGUUGUGCUUGGCUAUGGUGUUUGUGCUGUUUCCCUUGCGGAAUAAUUUGCUGUUGUUGCAUGAGGAAGAAGAAGUGUACUAACUGCGGAUAUAGAGUUGGUUGAGAAACUAAUUGAAUGAUUUUAUAACUGAUUCUUAAAAUUCAGUUACAUAUAAAUGUUUUAUUUUAA